CGUUAAACUAAUCCCAAUUUAGAAACAAUUUCCCAUUUAUUAUCUCUAAGAUUUUGGUAAUUGCUAUCAGCAUCAACUUAAUCCCAUGGAAGCUGAUUAUGAAGUUGGCGCCAAGACAGAGCCGAUAACCACCACGCCGUUACCAAGCGAAACCCUUGGCGCGCACCUGGCUCGCCGUUUAGUUCAGAUUGGUGUGAAGGACGUGUUCUCUGUUCCCGGCGACUUCAAUUUGACUUUACUUGACCACUUGAUCGCCGAGCCGGGUCUCAACCUCGUCGGCUGCUGCAACGAGCUAAACGCCGGCUAUGCAGCCGAUGGAUACGCACGAGCUAAGGGCGUCGGCGCCUGCGUCGUGACGUUCACCGUCGGUGGGCUGAGUGUGCUCAACGCGAUCGCCGGUGCUUACAGUGAAAAUCUGCCCGUGAUUUGUAUAGUCGGUGGACCCAAUUCGAAUGAUUAUGGGACAAAUCGGAUUCUUCAUCAUACAAUUGGGUUGCCGGAUUUUACACAGGAAAUGCAGUGUUUUCAAACUGUCACUUGUGCUCAGGCAGUGGUGAAUAAUUUGGAAGAUGCACAUGAACAAAUUGACACUGCAAUUUCAACUGCUUUGAAAGAAAGCAAACCAGUUUAUAUCAGUAUAAGUUGCAAUCUGCCUGCAAUUCCUUAUCCUACAUUUGCCAGAGAACCCGUGCCUUUUUUUCUUCCACCAAUAUCCAGCAAUCCAUUAGGGCUAGAAGCAGCAGUAGAAGAAACAGCUAAAUUCUUAAACAAAGCUGUGAAACCAGUGAUCAUAGCCGGAUCCAAAUUGAGAGUUUCAAAGGCUCAAAAAGCGUUUAUGGAAUUCGCAGAAGCUUCAGGGUAUCCAAUAUCCAUAAUGCCAUCAGCCAAAGGACUUGUACCCGAACACCACCCGAAUUUCAUCGGCACUUAUUGGGGCGCAGUUAGCACGAAUUUUGUCGGUGAAAUAGUCGAAUCAGCUGAUGCGUACAUUUUCGUGGGACCCAUUUUCAAUGAUUAUAGCUCAGUUGGGUACUCGUUGUUGAUAAAGAAAGAAAAAUCCAUCAUUGUUCAGCCUAAUCGUGUGACAAUUGGACAUGGUCCUUCUUUAGGGUGGGUGUUCAUGGCAGAUUUCUUGAGCGCUUUAGCUAAAAAGGUGAAAAAGAAUAAUACAGCAUUGGAGAACUAUCGGAGAAUCUUUGUGCCCAAUGGUGUGCCUUUAAAGUACGAGAAAGAUGAACCUCUUAGGGUUAAUAUCCUCUUCAAACAUAUUCAAGAAAUGUUGAGUGGUGAAACUGCUGUUAUUGCUGAGACAGGUGACUCGUGGUUCAAUUGUCAAAAACUACGUCUCCCCGAAAAUUGUGGUUAUGAAUUCCAGAUGCAAUAUGGAUCGAUUGGUUGGUCUGUAGGUGCGACACUCGGUUAUGCUCAAGCAGCCAAAGACAAGCGUGUUAUUGCUUGCAUUGGCGAUGGUAGUUUCCAGGUAACAGCACAAGAUAUUUCAACAAUGAUUCGAUGUGGACAAAAUACAAUUAUAUUCCUAAUCAACAACGGGGGUUACACAAUCGAAGUGGAAAUCCAUGAUGGGCCUUAUAAUGUCAUCAAGAAUUGGGACUACACUGGACUUGUCAAUGCCAUCCACAAUGGUGAAGGCAAAUGUUGGACUAGCAAGGUUCGAACUGAGGAGGAGUUGGUGGAAGCAAUUGCUACAGCAACAGGAGCACAUAAAGAUUCACUUUGUUUCAUAGAAAUAUUUGUGCAUAAAGAUGACACAAGCAAAGAGUUACUGGAGUGGGGUUCGCGAGUCUCUGCUGCUAAUAGUCGCCCUCCAAACCCACAAUAGUGAAAACAACAUUUUGGUUAAUGUCAUGAAUAAAAUGUUUUGUGUCUUGAUUUUACAUAAUGGCAGUGUAAUAUUUGUGUCAUAUUGGUGGUGAUUGUAAAUUAUGAACUCUAUGAGUCUUUUAUAUGAGGUAUUUGUAACUUAUGAUGAUUUUAGUUGCUUGAAUGUUACUUGGUCGGUUUCCAUA
Messenger RNA from Lactuca virosa, 2027 nucleotides. The record is from the annotation of a GenBank genome assembly. NCBI's taxonomy places the organism in Eukaryota, Viridiplantae, Streptophyta, Magnoliopsida, Asterales, Asteraceae.